Messenger RNA from Alosa alosa (allis shad), 1891 nucleotides. It is a transcript of the gene slc15a5, whose product is annotated as solute carrier family 15 member 5. Bases 10 to 1734 code for a protein of 574 amino acids. Gene Ontology annotation, biological process: transmembrane transport. The record is from RefSeq and is a predicted model, not a curated record. NCBI's taxonomy places the organism in Eukaryota, Metazoa, Chordata, Actinopteri, Clupeiformes, Clupeidae. Gene Ontology annotation, molecular function: transmembrane transporter activity. Gene Ontology annotation, cellular component: membrane. The transcript is spliced from 10 exons.
AGCAGCAGCAUGGUGGCUGAGAACACGGAGGCUCACCUCCUCCGCCGGGUCUCCACCACACGGAGGCCAAGCGGGAUGGCCCUGCCGCACAGCAGCAAGCCCCGGCACACCCGCAAGAAACUGCAGGUCAUUAUCUGUGUGCUCUUGGUGGAGCUGUGCGAGCGCUUCACCUUCUUUGGUAUAGUCUGUAAUAUGAUCCUCUUCUGCACAAUCAAACUGGGAUAUGACAACCACCAGGCAGCCAUUGUCAACUUGUGCUUUGUUGGAGCUAGCACCCUCACUCCAGUCCUGGUGGGCUGGUUUGCAGAGACAUGCCUAGGAAGGACCAAGGUUCUCUAUAUGUGCGCCCUCAUGCACUUCAUUGGCACUGCUAUGCUUCCAGUGGUGGCAUUCCCUUUUGAGGACUUUUAUAUGGAUACUCACAAUAUAAUACACCACCUAGAGCCCAGGGAGCAGCAGAUUCUAUUCUACAUUGGCCUCCUGGCUGCAGCUCUAGGAAUAGGCGGCAUUCGUGCCAUCCUCUGUCCUCUGGGUGCCUACCACCUGCAGGGCUACGACCAACAUCAGCUCCUAUCCUUCUUCAACUGGUUCUAUUGGCUGGUCAAUCUGAAUUCUACAGUGGUGUUCUUGGGAAUCGCCUACAUCCAGCAGUCAGUGGGCAAAAAUCUAGGAUUCCUUAUUCCAUUUACAUCGGUUCUACUUGCACUUAUUGCCAUACAUAUGGUGCGAAGCAAACUCACCUUCCGUCCAAAGAAAGGAGGAAGCUCCUUACUGACCACAAUGGGUGUCUUCCUGAACUCACUAAAGAUGUGUUGUUUACAUUACCGUUACUUGAGUGGGGACGUCUCCAGUUGGUUGGACCGGGCGAAGGAGAACAAUGGUGGCCGAUACAGUGAGACACAUGUUGAGAAUGUCAAGAUCCUGUCCAAAUUGUUUCCUCUUUUUGUCCUCCAGCUCCUCUACCGCACCUGCAUAACACAGAUUCCGUCAGGCUACUAUCUCCAGACCAUGCACUCCAAUCUGAAUUUGAAUGGCUUUCUGCUGCCCGUAGCCGCCAUGAAAGUGAUUAGCAUCUUACCACUACUGUUACUUGCUCCCCUACUUGAGUUUGUGAGCACCUGUCACCUGUCCAUGCAUAAAAAGCCCCUCUCUCCAGCCACAGCAAUAACUCUGGGUCAUACAUGUGCCACUCUUUCUACACUGGUGGCUGGCAUCACAGAGAUCUACAGGAAGGAAUAUCCCCUGGUGGAACAGACCUUGUCAGGGAAAGUGUUGCAGGUGUCCUCCAUGGCCUGCUUCCAGCUCACACCCCAGUAUAUUCUACUGGGAGUUGCAGAGGCCCUAGUGACUCCAGCAUGCUCUAUCAUUUCCUUCUGUCUGACUCCCAGUCAUUUGCGUGGAAUUGCUCUGCACUUUCUGACUCUAUCCUAUGGAGGAGGAUGUUUCUUGGGUGCUUUAAUUGUCCAGCUGGUCUUUUCAGUAUCUGGCGGUGGAUUUUACCCGAAUAUUCUGAGUGAUGGAAAUCUGGAGGUUUUUUUCUUUCUAUUGUCUAUACUGAUGGCAAUGAACACCGUAGUCUUUUGGAAACUGUCACACAGGUACUCAGACCUAUCUGUGGAGUUGGGAAAAGGAGUGAGGAGCAGUCAUCUUGCUGAAAAACUGCUGCAGUACAAAGCGUGCCUCCGGUUCUAUGACACAGUGCACUUUGGAACUCUGCCCUCUGUGGAAAUUUAAACCUGUUUCGAGACUGAUGACCCUGUAACGCUGGCGUUACGCACUCACAAAAUCAGAGACAUCAAGCCAAACACGGACAAUAUCCAGCCCUUCCUGACUACUACAAGUUUAUUCUGGUGACUGUCCUAAUAUUGAUGACCCUUAUUGAGGAAAUUAG